Cololabis saira (Pacific saury) is the source of this 3079-nucleotide messenger RNA. Its product is annotated as H-2 class I histocompatibility antigen, Q10 alpha chain-like. NCBI's taxonomy places the organism in Eukaryota, Metazoa, Chordata, Actinopteri, Beloniformes, Belonidae. The transcript is spliced from 10 exons. Gene Ontology annotation, cellular component: external side of plasma membrane. The coding region runs from base 134 to 1414 and encodes 426 amino acids. The record is from RefSeq and is a predicted model, not a curated record. Gene Ontology annotation, biological process: immune response.
UGCGUCUGAAGGGCCAGGAAGUGGCAUAUCAGUGAACGGGUCAGACAGUCGGAGACGCCUCGCGUCAAAACACCUCUGAAAAACUCGGAUAUAACUGGAUUUUUCUAGAAAAUCUAACACAACAAAACAAAAAAUGCUCGCGUUUGCCAUUUUGGUCCUUUUGGGGACAGCUCUGGCAGUCAGCGGCGAGCGGCACAAGCUGUCCUACAUCUACACAGCCUUAUCCAAACCCGCAGUAUCCCCUGGCAUCCAUAAGUUCACUGCCAUGGGCAUGCUUGACAAUAAGAUCAUUGACUACUUUGACAGCACACAGCAAAUGAAAGUUCCCAGAACGCCCUGGAUGAAAGAGAGACUGGAAAAAGAAUAUUGGGACAAAGGCACAGUGUCCCGGAAGAGCAAGCAGCUUUGGUUCCAGGUCAACAUUGAAAUCCUGGUGGAGCGAAUGAGACAGAAUGAGACAGAUUUGCACAUCCUCCAGUGGAUGCAUGGCUGUGAGGCUGAACGGGGUGAAGGUGGUCUCAAGUUUGUCGAUGGCGUGGACAUGUACAAUUAUGAUGGAGAUGACUUCCUGUCGUUUGAUAAUAAAAACCAAAUCUGGGUUGCCAAGACUGAUGCAGCAUUGUCCACCAAGAGGAAGUGGGACGAUGUCCCAGUCCUGAAAGAAUACACCAAGGGCUACCUGGAGAAGGAGUGCUUGGACUGGAUGGGCAGGUUCAUAGAGUACGGGCAGGCGCAGCUAUUUGAAGCCAAGGCACCUAAGGUGCACGUGUUUGCACUCAAGGCCAAAUCUGAGGCGAGUAUAAUUUUGACAUGCCUGGCCACCGGCUUUUACCCAGAGGACAUUAUCCUGCAGAUCAGAAGGAACGGCCGGUCCCUCACUGAACGCGACGGGCUGGUCAGCUCUGGAGUUCGACCAAACGGGGACGAGACCUUUCAGAGGAGAGACUAUGUCGAGAUUUUGAUGUCCGACCAGUCCGAUUACACCUGUGAAGUCAUUCACGAGGCCUCUCGUUGGAAUCUUGUGAAGAAAUGGGAUCACAAGCCUCCUGCUGAAGAUGGAAGUGGUGUCAUUAUCGGUGGAGUUGUGGCUGGUGGUCUUGUGUUGAUCGCAAUCGGGGGGAUUGUGCUCUUGUGUCUCUUGUAUAAAAAAGGGAUUAUCGGUCAGCGUUCUCCUUCUGUUCCCAGUAUCUCUAGCUCCCUUGACAGUGACGACAGCAAGAAGCCUCUCAAAAUUGACAUUGAUGCCAAACCCCCAAGUGAAAAUGGGUCGACAACUCCCCUCUUGAAACGCAAGGAUGGCUCCACCGGCAGUGACUCAGCUAUCAGUACUGAUGCCAGCAGCAACUCAAACGCGUCUUUAAGGUCAAGUGAAGAAGGGGACGUCAACCAGGAAAGAGCCUCUGGGCCCGUGUAAUCUUACCUGCAGCCAAAAAUCUGAAGCCUCCAAACACAAAAAAACAAUUUUCAACUGAAUAGUAGUUAACGUGGUUUUGUAGAAAUUCUUAGACUGGAUGAAAGCAAAAUUCAGUGUUACCAUGGUAAUUUAACCACGUAGCUCUAUGCGUAAAUUACAGGAUUUGUCACCUGUCAGAUCGUGUCGUGUUGUGAUCAGAUAUUUCCAAUUCCAUAUUCAGAGUUUAUGUUAUUAAAGGGUGACUGUUUUUAACAAAACGCAAACACUUUACUGGUCAAGUUAUUGUGAAACAAAGACUAAUCUGGCAUGACUAUUUGAAAAUGUAAAGAAGUCCCAGAAAAAAAAAGAUUGCCAAAAAAUAAGGGGAUGAGGUAAACUUUAAAAAUGCCCCUGCCAGUUUCUUAGGCCACUUUACUGCAAGUUGAGUACUUUGGGUAAAUAACCAAGCUAAAGACUCAGCUCUUUGAGCAGCACUUCUGCAUCUAGUAAACUUCUCUGCUCAUCAGAAUUAGUUAGAAGAUUCGUCCAGCUCUUUGCAUGAUUCAGCCCUGAGUAGCUGCAUGCACUUAUGACAAGAUGAUCGUAUGAUGGUGUCUUUUAAGACGUAGCUUUCUUGUAUAAAGGUGAUUGUUGUGUUGGGUGGGAAGGGAACACUGCUAAAUUACAUUAUUAGUAGUAAUAAAGCAGUUGCUAAGCUGCUCUUCCAGAAGCCGCUGUAUCAAAGCGUGGUUGUCUGUGAAGACACAACUGUGUGUGUAGCCAGCAUAUGCCAACAUAUCUGAAUUUCUCUAAAACACUGGUAAAAGCUGAAUUAUCAAUCUAUUUUUUUUUAACUACGACUUGUGCUUUACAUCAUGCUCUUAAUGCUCUUAAUUCAUGUAAAACCUACCCAUAAUGUAUAGUAAUAAAAAGUAGGGAUUAAAAAAAGAAGUAUCGUAUGUGCUUCUGUAUAAAUUCAGUGAUUAAAUUAUAAUUAUCCCAUUGAGUGCAUAGAAUUACGAUGAUUAUAUCUCCUUUAGGUUUUACCAAACUUGGUAUAAACCAUGAAUAUAUAUGCAGACAAGAAUAAAAAUAAAAAAGAUAAUUAAUGCUAAAAACUCUCAAAGUUUAUUGUCAUAAUCUGACCAGGGAGUUAAAAUGUAAUGGAGUUUAAAGAAGUUAUUAUCUAUCAUAUAAAUAGCGUUCUUUGUGAAAAGUUGUUUUCUUGGUUUUAAUUCUCUUUUAUUUUUGGGUUUUUAUUUUUCAAGUCACAUUAGUCUAUUGCACUUUUUCACAAAGAACCUUAAAAGUCAUGUCACUUUUUUGAGUCUUUGUAAAUUGUCGAAACUUUUUGCUUUGUUGAAUUAAACAAAUUUGUAUAUUGGAUGUGAGACAGUUGAGAGACGUAUUAAAUAUCUGCAGCUUCUGUCUAAAAAUAACAGGAACUCCUGUCAUUGUGAACCUUAAGUUAUCUGCUUUUAAAUCCUGAAGCUAAAAGGUGCGUGAUGCUGAUAUUCUCUCUGUCUUUAAGAGGCUAAUUACAUUUUGUCACUGUGGUAUUUUUUUAGUACACUUGUUAAUACUGCUUGUAAGUAAAAUAAUUGAUUGUAAGAAUAAUGAAGUAAAAGUAAAUGUACCAUACAAAUGUGAUUUGUUUUCUUUCUGAAUAAAAACAUUUGCACAAGG